Molecule: messenger RNA, 7838 nt
Organism: Coffea eugenioides
Lineage: Eukaryota; Viridiplantae; Streptophyta; Magnoliopsida; Gentianales; Rubiaceae
Product: protein CHROMATIN REMODELING 4
Exons: 11
Coding region: 372-7475 (2367 amino acids)
Biological process (GO): chromatin remodeling; negative regulation of transcription by RNA polymerase II
Cellular component (GO): nucleus; chromatin
Molecular function (GO): DNA binding; chromatin binding; ATP binding
Source: RefSeq, a predicted model, not a curated record
ACAUAUGCAUAUAUGCCAAGAAACAACACAUCCAAACCAAUUGUCCUUCAAUAUGAAAACGAGAACAAGAGCCACCUCUUCCAAAAAUGUGACGAAGGAGGGCCAGGCCAUGAUUCCCUCCCUGCUCUCGAGGGGAAUGAGGAAAAUGGGCUGGGAGAAAUCCCAAUGAGAAAAGCAUGAGGAGAGAUAAAAAGAGGAGAAGGUAGAAGAGAGGGGACGGAGACAGGCGUCCAGGGGUGCCACGUGGUGGAACCUGAUUGGUCUGAAGGUCCUGGCUCUUCCCUCCACAACAACCCAUGGAAAGAAUGUGGAAUUCAAUGCUUGAAGGAUUGGUUGACUUAUAACAGCUCUCUUGUUAAUACUGCUGAACAAUGAAGGAGAAUGGGUCAAUGACACAUAAGAUGCUUAAUGGGAACUGGGUCUCAAAGCGCAAACGUGGAAAGCAUCCAAGUUCAGUUGAUAAAUUCAGUGGCAAGGAAAGCAAGUCGAAAACCUUGGAAUCUCCAUCAAGUACUUCAUCACAGCAAAGGCUGAAAAAUGAAAAUACUUCUGAUCACUUAUCUAGCAAGAUAAAAGGGAAUGAUGGGCACUAUUAUGUAUGUGAGAUCUGUGAACUUGGUGGAACUUUGAUUUGUUGCGAUAGUUGUCCAGGGACCUUUCAUCUCCGAUGUCUAAAUCCUCCUCUAAAGAGAAUUCCAAGUGGGAAGUGGGAAUGUCCAAACUGCCGUCAAGAAAGUGAGCCUACAGAGCCAAUUGUCCAUCAAGAUCCUAUCUCAAAACGUGCAAGGACAAAAGUUACCAUCGGAAAAUCUAAAGCUGCUAAAAAGUCAUCUGACAAUAACAAGAAGUCCCAGAUUUUAGGAAGCUCCAUUCUUGGAAAGAAGAGAUCACCAAGCAAGGAGAAAUUUCCCUCAUCUCAUCAGGGGGUUGAAAAGAAGUUGGAGUGCUCUAAUGAUUUAUCACGUAGUUCCAAGCCAAGUCAUCCAUCUCGGGAUGGUUCCACUGAGGGUACUUCAUCAAAUGGGAGUGUAGACAAUGACAAAAAGCCGGAGGUUUCUCUUGCAAAAGCACCAGCAGAGACUACACCUAAUUCUUCUGCUAAGAAAGCUUUAUCUUCAUUCAAGAUUUUGAGUUCAAAGAUAAAGAAAGGGGCUUCAGGAAAAAAGCAUGAAUUCUCUUCUGUCCUUGCGCUGGAAGCUGCUAAUCAAAAAUCCAGAAAAAGAAAUCUUAAGUUGAAAAUUAUUAGCACUAGUAAAAAGCGGAGGACUGACAAGGGCAGUUGUGUUGCAGAUUCUUCUAAAAAACGUAGAUUCCAAGCAGCCUCUGCAUGUCCUGGAACUAGUAAAUUGAAAGUGAAACACAGGACAUUGGAUCAUGAGGCUUCUGUAUCUCUGUCUGAGGAGGGUAUUGAAACAGAUGUAGUUAAUCUUGACCUGAAAGAUGAGAUGGUUUCUGAGCAUCCAGCCCAUCCAUCAAAUGCAUUGCCUUCAGGAGGUAAAAUUGCUGUCGGUCCAUUUACAAAUGCUGUUACUGUUCCCGACUUUCAGCAGGUUCAUCGGGUUUUAGGUUGUCGUAUUAAAGUGGAUAAGACAGUUUCUUCUGGAAACCUUCCUGUGAUGGAUUCAGAUUCCCUGUCUCUGGAGGAUUCACAUGUUCCAGAAGAUCCAAAUAAACAGCCUGAGGAAACUCCUGCUAUGUUAGGUAUUAAAUUGGAUAAGACAGUUUCAGCUGGAAACGUUCCCAUGAUGGAUUUAGAUUCCCUGUCUCUGGAGGGUUCACAUGUUUUGGAAGAUCCAAGUAAACAGCCUGAGGAAACUGCUGGUAUUCUACCUACAAAUGGGACCAAUGCAGAUGACUUUGCAAAUGUCUCUCUGGACAUUGACAACCUUUCUGGUGUAGAAAAGAAUAGCAAUUCUAGAAAGGAUAAUCUGCAAGUCUAUAGAAGAUCAGUGACUAAAAAAGUUAAAGAGGCAAGUGGCAUGGUUUCAGUGAAUAAAGAUUCUGAGUCCUCUGGUUUGAAAGCAGUGAAUACUAGGAAUCCUGAUGACUCCUUUGGAAAUGUUGGAGGGCUGUUAGGGACAAUGAGAAGGUCUCCAAGGGAGAAUGCUGAUGUUAGUUUAGAAGCUGAUGGUGAGAACAGCAUCUUGAAGAACUCUGAAAUACAUCCUUCUCAUGAGGUUGAAGGUUCAAAGGAGGAAGUUAAAGAUGCUAGCGCAAAUUUUGCUUCUAACAUGAUUGUGAAGGAGUCAAUUGUAACUGCGUCCUCCAACCAAGUUAGAGACACCUACGAAUUUCUGGUAAAAUGGGUAGGAAAAUCUAACAUCCACAACACUUGGAUCCCUGAAACUGAGCUGAAAAUACUGUCAAAAAGAAAACUGGACAAUUACAAGGCAAAAUAUGGGUUAGCAACAAUAAAUCUUUGUGAGGAACGGUGGAAACAGCCUCAACGAAUAAUUGCUAUUCGGUCUUCCCAAGAUGGUUCAUCUGAUGUUUAUGUAAAAUGGAUGGGCCUCCCUUAUGAUGAAUGCACAUGGGAAAGAAUGGAUGAACCGGUGAUAUCUAAAUCAUCCUUUCUCAUUGAUAAAUAUUAUCAGUUUGAAAAUCGAGCUUUGGAGAAAAGUGUUUUCAAGGAUGACAUACGGAGGAGAAAGAGUGAUUUGCAACAAAGUGAGAUAGUUACAAUCACAGAGCAGCCUGAAGAGUUGAAAGGAGGUUCAUUGUUUCCGCAUCAGCUAGAAGCAUUGAAUUGGUUGCGCAAAUGCUGGCAUAAGUCCAAGAAUGUGAUACUUGCUGAUGAAAUGGGGCUCGGGAAAACAGUGUCGGCCUGUGCCUUCCUAUCAUCGUUAUACUAUGAGUUCAAUGCUUCGCUGCCUUGUUUAGUUUUGGUUCCUCUUUCUACAAUGCCUAACUGGAUGUCAGAGUUUGCACUGUGGUCCCCUAAUGUUAAUGUUGUGGAAUAUCAUGGGUCUUCCAAAGCUCGAACCAUAAUCCGAGACUAUGAGUGGCAUCCCAGUGAAAGUCAAAGCUUGCAGAGUAAGAAAUUAGCUUCUUAUAAGUUCGAUGUCCUCUUAACUACAUAUGAAAUGGUUCUUGCUGAUUCCUCUCAUCUUCGUGGAGUUCCUUGGGAAGUCCUUGUGGUUGAUGAGGGACACCGCCUGAAAAAUUCGAGCAGUAAACUAUUUGGAUUGCUCAAUACAUUUUCUUUCCAACAUCGGGUGUUGCUUACUGGUACUCCUCUUCAGAAUAACUUAAGUGAGAUGUAUAACUUACUAAAUUUUUUGCAACCAGCUUCAUUUCCUUCUCUAUCCUCAUUUGAAGAGAAGUUUAAUGAUCUCACAACUGCGGAAAAGGUGGAGGAAUUGAAGAAACUUGUUGCCCCGCAUAUGCUUCGAAGGCUUAAAAAAGAUGCCAUGCAGAAUAUUCCCCCCAAGACUGAACGAAUUGUUCCAGUUGAGUUGUCAUCUAUUCAAGCAGAAUACUACAGGGCAAUGCUUACAAAGAACUAUCAGAUUUUGCGCAACAUAGGAAAGGGAGCUCCGCUGCAGUCAAUGCAAAAUAUAGUGAUGCAGUUAAGAAAGGUUUGCAACCAUCCUUAUCUCAUACUGGGCACCGAGCCUGAAUCUGGAUCUGCUGAGUUCCUUCACGAAAUGCGAAUAAAGGCUUCAUCAAAGUUGACUCUGCUGCAUUCAAUGCUCAAGUUGUUAUAUAAAGAAGGCCAUAGGGUCCUUAUAUUCUCCCAGAUGACGAAGCUUCUUGAUAUCCUUGAGGAUUAUUUGACCAUUGAAUUUGGACCGAAGACAUUUGAGAGAGUUGAUGGAUCUGUGUGUGUCGUUGAUCGUCAAGCAGCAAUUACACGUUUUAACCAAGACAAAAGUCGCUUUGUAUUCCUCCUAUCAACACGCUCUUGUGGCCUUGGGAUCAACUUGGCAACUGCUGAUACUGUCAUCAUUUAUGAUUCUGAUUUUAACCCGCAUGCAGAUAUUCAAGCAAUGAAUCGGGCUCAUCGUAUUGGCCAGUCAAAUAGACUUUUGGUGUACAGGCUUGUUGUACGUGCUAGUGUUGAAGAACGGAUCUUGCAACUUGCCAAGAAGAAAUUAAUGCUUGAUCACCUUUUUGUCAAUAAAUUUGACUCACCAAAGGAGGUGGAAGAUAUUUUGAGAUGGGGAACAGAAGAACUUUUUGGAGAUUCUUUAAGCGUGAAUGGAAAAGAUGCAGGUGAAAACAAUUGCAGCAAAGAUGAAGCAAUUACCGAAACAGAACAUAAGCAUAAAAGGAAGACUGGUAGCCUUGGUGAUGUGUAUAAAGAUAGAUGUACAGAUAUAAGCACCAAGAUUCUGUGGGAUGAAAAUGCUAUUCAAAAGUUGCUUGAUCGUUCAAAUCUCCAGUCAAGUUCACCUGAUAAUGCUGAAAUGGAAUUGGAGAAUGACAUGCUUGGUUCAGUAAAUUGGAAUGAUGAGCCAACAGAAGAACAAGCUAUAACAGCACCUGUUCCCAUGGUGACUGAUGAUACAUGCAUAGAGAACUCUGACAAGAAAGUGGAUAAUUUAGUGGGUAUUGCUGAAGAGAAUGAAUGGGACAGGCUUCUUCGAGUGAGGUGGGAGAAGUACCAAAGUGAGGAGGAAGCAGCUCUCGGUCGAGGGAAACGCCAAAGGAAAGCUGUUUCUUAUAGAGAAGCAUAUGCUCCCCACCCUAGUGAAACAUUGAGUGAGAAUGGGGCAGAAGAUGAGCCAGAGCCAGAACCAGAACCAGUACGGGUGUACACUGCAGCAGGACGUGCUUGGAAAGAAAAAUAUGCAAGGCUUAGUGCUAGACAGAAAGCACGUCUAGCUAAGGCAAAAACUGAUAAGGCAUGUGGUUUUGGGGGACUAUCCAGGCCAGAGACGCUUCCUCCACUCACUGCACCCAAUGCCCAGGAUGGACACCAAAAGACUGCAUCAUUUCUGCUUGUUGAAGAUAGUGGUUCUGCAAUAGAUUUUGUAGAUAAGAGAUCAGUUCAAAUGCCUGAGAGAACAAACAAGAUCGAAAAUCUGGGGAAAGUACAAAAGCCAAAAUCAGAUGUUCUACUAGAUCUUCCAGUCAAACCUAGUGUGCAACAGUUCCCUUUUGGAUCGCCAUUCAGUCAUCAAUUACAAGGGACGAGUUUUAUGAGCUCAGCACCCAGCAACAAUUUGUUGCCAGUUUUGGGACUGUAUGCUCCUAAUGCAAGUCAAAUGGAGUCAUCACAGAGGAAUUUCUCUAGAUCCCACUGCAGACAGAGGAGGCCAGACUUUGGACCUGAUUUCCCAUUUCCUGCAGUUCCUUCCUCUGGGUGCAUGAAUGCUAUGGGUGUUAAAGGACCUGAGACCAUCUUAGGUGGAUACCAGUUGCCAGAUCUUUCAUGUGAUGGUUCAGAAAAACAUUCAAAGCCCAAUAUCCCAAAUAGUUUUCUCCCGUCCAAUCUGCAACCUGCACUUGAUCUUAAAGGAAAAGGUCGGGUGGAUGAUUUUGAUAAUUCUGGUGCCUCCUUUUCUAGCUUUCGAGAAAAAUUGUUGCUACCCAAAUUCCCUCUGGAUGAGAGUCUGCUGCCAAGGUAUCCAUAUCCAACCAAGAACCUUGCGCAUGCACCCCAUGAUAUGUUUCCCAGUUUGUCACUGCGAUCAAAAGUUGUGGAUGCUAACUAUCGUCCUGAACUACCAACUAUGCCAUUGUUGCCAAAUCUCAAAUUUCCCCCACAAGAUAUAUCCAGGUAUAGUCAGCAAGAACAACAGAAGCCUCCAACAUUGGGAUUGGGUCCAAUGCCACCUUCAUUUCCAUCUUUUCCUGGAAAUCACAGAAAGGUGCUUGAGAACAUUAUGCUGAGAACAGGAUCUGGAUCAAGCAACCUGCUCAAAAAGAAGGCGAAAAUGGAUAUCUGGUCUGAAGAUGAACUAGAUUAUCUGUGGAUUGGUGUUCGAAGACAUGGACGAGGGAAUUGGGAUGCCAUGCUACAAGAUCCAAAGUUAAGAUUUUCCAAAUAUAAAACUGCAGAAGAUUUGUCAGCAAGAUGGGAGGAGGAACAGCUCAAGCUCUUGGAUGGCCAAGGAUUUCCAUUCCCAAAGGCAUCGAAGCCUUCAAAAGUUGCAAAAUCUUCCUUACUUCCAGGCAUAUCUGAUGGGAUGAUGACACGAGCUCUGCACGGAAGCAAGUUAAGUGGGCCAUCGAAAUUUCAGAGUCAUAUCACAGACAUGAAGUUGGGAUUGAGUGAUCUACCUUCCAGCUUGCAACAUGUAGAACCUUCUCGUAAUCUAGGUCUUCCUGGUGAUCAUAUUCCACCUCUUCCGCCUUGGAAUAUGGACAAAUCAUGGGCCAACUUUUCUAGAGACUUGAUGAGUGGCCCCUGUGAUGGAUUGAUGUCUUCAUCAAGUAUUCCUAGAGACUCAUCAUUCCUGAUGAAUGCAUAUGGAGCGAGCGGCUUGGCUCCUCUUGGUUUGAAAAGCUCUAGCAGCUUGGGUCCUUUUGGUUUGAAUAGCUCUAGCAACCUUGAUUUGGAAGGAACGGAGCAUGAAGUUGGUGCUGAUAGAUCUGGGAAAUUGCCAAGCUUUAUGGAGAAACCAUUAAACAUUCUGCCUGAUUUGCAUAACAUAGGACCGGGUGAAUCUUCUGGGUCAAAGUUGUGCUCUGAUUUUAACAAAGUUCAGAGCACUUGCGAUUCAAAGGGUAAAGAAGUGGUUGAGGAAUACAAUUCUUCAAGGAGUAGUCUGCCUCACUGGCUUCGAGAAGCAGUGAAUGCUCCAGCAAAAUCCACUGAGCAUGACCUACCGCCAACUGUCUCUGCCGUAGCACAAUCAGUUCGCCUGUUAUAUGGGGACAAGAACUCUGCGAUUCCUCCAUUUAUUGUCCCAGGCCCACCUCCAUCCCGACCAAAGGAUCCGUGGCGAAGCUUAAAGAGAAAGAAGAAACAAAGAUCUCGUAAAGUGAAACAAUGCAAGCAGGAUGUUGCAGGAACCCUCGAUGAUGUCCAGAGCAGCUUCCUGUGUGAGAAUGUUGCUUCAACUUCUGCUUUGCAAGAGUUGCCAUUUCCUCAGGUUCCAGUAUCAGUAGCUUCUACUACAGGACAUCCUUUUGUUGAACCCCACAGCAGAACUCCACCUUUGAGCCUCGACAUGAUGAAUCAAUUAUCUUCAUCAACAAAUACAGCUGGUGAGAAGAAAAUGGCUACCCAGUUGUCACCUUCUCCUGCAGUGCUUCAGUUGGUUGCGUCAUGCACUGCACCAGGUCCAUCAGGAAUGGCAACUUCAACUUUUGCCGACCAAGGAAAACACUUGGAUGGCCAGGAUGAACAGUCAGCCGAGAAGGUGAAUGAGAACAUGUGGGGUCAGGGUAAACAAGAUCAAUCUGAAAGUCACGAUUCCAGCAAAACUCAGUCUGAUCCUGCUCGAGCUAGGCAGCCUGAUGGAUGUGAAAUGUCAUCUGAGGGAACUGUCUCAGAUCACCGUGCAAGUGAUCAGGAAUCAUAGACUGUAUCUGGAGAAUGUCAGUCAAUUGGGAUCUGGACAUCUACUCCAUGUAACUAAAAUUAUAAACCUGUAGUAUUUGUCAAAAAUUUUUGUAGCCACGAAGGUUUUAGUCUUGAGCUUUUAGGAUGUUUUUCACCAUCGUGUAUAGCUUAUAUGGGUAAGGUUUAAAUAUAGGAUGCUAAACUUGAUACAUUUGCCUGUUUAUGAUUCCUUUUCUUUACCAGCCCUUCACCUGCACUCCUUUGCCCAGAGCUGCCCACCAGCACCUGAACCCAGAAAAGAAGGAAAAAACCCUCUUACCCUCCACCUGUUCCGUUUCUGUGGCAGUUAUUUAUUCCUGUCCCUGAUUAUAACUUUCUGCUA